GGUGCUGAAGUGCCACUCUAUGUGGUGGUAGAGGGACGCGUACUGUCCGUGGUGCUGAAGUGCCAGAGUGCCACUCUAUAAGGUCGUAGAGGGACGUACGCUAUCCGUGGUACUGAAGUCUACAGUUCUACAGUACUAAAGUGUGAGAGUAGUGUGGGGUGUGAGCCGGAGUGUGUAUGAGUGUGUGAGUGCUGUGUGUGUGUGUGUGCUGGGGGCGGGCACUGUCCGCAGUGCUGAAGUGCCGGAGUGCUGCCGUGUAUGAUACUCAUCUAUGCGUGUGAAGAGUGGAGAUGACCGGGAAAAGCAGGCAGUGUGCAGCCGGAUGGGGAUUCAAAGCAUUGGAAAUAGCAGCUUUGCUGAGUCUGGUGGCCACGAAGGAGCCGGAGAGCCCUCGAAACAGAGCAGUGCCCAUGUCUCCUUCAGACUUCCUGGACAAACUCAUGGGGAGGACCUCAGGAUACGAUGCCAGGAUUAGACCCAACUUUAAAGGUCCUCCUGUGAACGUGUCCUGCAACAUCUUCAUCAACAGCUUCGGCUCCAUCGCUGAGACCACCAUGGAUUACAGGGUGAACAUCUUCCUGCGGCAGCAGUGGAACGACCCGCGGUUAGCCUACAGCGAGUAUCCUGACGAUUCCCUGGACCUCGACCCGUCCAUGUUGGACUCCAUCUGGAAGCCGGACUUGUUCUUCGCUAACGAGAAGGGGGCGCACUUCCACGAGGUCACCACCGACAACAAGCUGCUGAGAAUAUUCAAGAACGGCAACGUCCUUUACUCUAUAAGGCUGACCCUGACGCUUUCAUGUCCGAUGGAUCUGAAGAACUUCCCCAUGGAUGUGCAAACGUGCAUUAUGCAGCUGGAGAGCUUUGGCUACACCAUGAACGAUCUGAUCUUCGAGUGGCAGGCGAACGGUCCGGUGCAGGUGGCCGACGGACUGACGCUUCCACAGUUCAUCCUGAAGGACGAGUCCGACCUCAGAUACUGCACCAAACACUACAACACAGGAAAGUUUACCUGUAUUGAGGUGCGGUUUCACCUGGAGAGGCAGAUGGGUUACUAUCUGAUCCAGAUGUACAUCCCCAGCCUGCUGAUCGUCAUCCUGUCCUGGGUCUCCUUCUGGAUAAAUAUGGACGCCGCUCCAGCCCGUGUAGCUCUGGGCAUCACCACCGUGCUCACCAUGACCACGCAGAGCUCCGGCUCCAGAACAUCCCUACCAAAGGUGUCCUAUGUGAAGGCUAUAGAUAUCUGGAUGGCGGUGUGUUUGCUGUUCGUGUUCUCGGCUCUGCUGGAGUACGCAGCCGUGAACUUCGUCUCCAGGCAGCAUAAGGAGCUGCUGAGGUUCCGCCGGCGGAGGAAGAAGUCCACCAAGCUGCAUGAUCGCUCGUUUGAAGAGGAACUGUCCGAAUCGUUGCAGAGUGUCAACGGCCUGAGGAGCGCUGACCCUGUGUACGGAUCCAUGGAUCAAAUGUCCGAAUCCAAUGACAGGGAGGAGGAAGUGAGGGAGAGCUGCCUGAGCUUCACAGCCAAUGCGGGCAAAGACGGCACCAUGACCAAGCCCACCAACAACGCAGCCAGUACUCCCAAGGGGCAGCCCACCCCCACCGCGCCCCAGGCUGGCAAGAGUACGGAGGAAAUGAGGAAAAUCUUCAUCGACCGUGCCAAGAAGAUCGACACGGUCUCACGGGCCGGCUUCCCCCUGGCCUUCCUGUUCUUCAACAUCUUCUACUGGGUGCUGUACAAGAUCCUGCGGCACGAGGACUUCCACAAAGCCUAGAGAUCGAGGUCGAAAUCGAGUUAUGUGUUCAAAACUGUACGUACUGUGUGUCCGAAAGCAUCUGGAAACCCUUUCUAUUUACUGGAUUGAGUGGAAAUCCUACUGGGUAAUGCACUUACUACCUGUUGAAGGGGAAAAUGGAAAACCCAGUGUGAAAUUGUGCACCCACAACCAUGAAACCUCUAUAAAAAAGCACUGGCUGAAGAAUAGAACACUUUGAGAUGGUUUUGGGAUGCUUUGGAGCAGCCAAUGGCCAUCAUGUUGCCAUCAAAGCCAAACCUCAGCGAAUGAGAUCUUUUUAAAGAUCUUUGGAAAAAUAAACUGGAUACUACUGGAGUUUAGGAUGAUCAAAAACUAUAUAAAACAUAUCUGGGAUGAGCUGAAAAAACAUUGGAACGACUUUUGGAUUCAUCUUAAUGAAGUCCUUUAUUUCAGGAUCUAAUAUAGAAAGUCUUCCCACAAGUUUAGAAGCUGUUAUUGUAGCAAAACCUGAACCAAUGUCUUGAACUUCUUCUUGAACAUCCUUAAUUAAUGGACGCCAUAUUGGAUGAGCAGGUGUUAUUGGAACACCUGUGGACAUACCUUAUAUUAUUGGUUGAUGGUGUUUAAUGGACUUUGGGAGGACUUCUGAUAACAAAAAAACACCAAAACCAAUGGAUAAAUUGUGAAGAUAUGAGCUGAAAAACAAAAAAACAACAAAAAAUAAAAAGACCAAUCAGCCAGUUCCUGUAGCUAUCGGUAGCUAUGUAUGCUACCAGUGCUGUGUCUCACAAACACAUACACAAAUACAAACACUUGUGCAAGAAGACACCACACACACACACACACUCUCACACACUCUAUGCAACUGGGAGGCACCAACAAAGCCUCUGAGCUAUAUAUAUAUAAAAGCACCACACACCCAGCAGCAACACACAGUAUUCACAGUAAAUUUCCACCUGAAACAGAAGCUCCACUUUGACCUUCUUUGAAGACAAAUGUAGGGUCUUCACCAACUGCUUCCAUUAUCUCUUACUUUUGGACUUCUUGUCCUCGAGCUUCUAUUGCCAGAGUUAAGAGUGUGUGUGUUUUCAGACAGCUCUGUUACACUGAAACCUUUUGUUUGACCGUAUUUUAAAAAAAUAAGAUUUCUUACGGAGAUACUGUAGAUGUCUUGAACUACAUUCUUCAGUUUUUACUACAAAUACCAGCAUUCUGACUACAGUUAAAUCGCCAGAUUAAAGGAAAUAUUCACCCUAAUUUUCAAUUUCAUGCCUAUAGCUGGUUUGCUCUGGUCUAAAUCCAUUUAAGCAUGGAUGCCAUGGUUGCUUGGUCCCUUCUGUCUUCUAUCUGAUAGAAAUUAAGCCGAAAAAUGUUUGCAGUGUUGUCAAAUUUGCAACAGGAGACAGGAGUGUAAAAGAGCUUCUUAACAUCUCAAACUCAAUAAAUAUAUACAGUAGGUUCUAAAUUAUUUUAGAAUCGUACAUAUAGUGUGUGCAGUAUGCUAGUGCAUCUCAGAAAAUUUGAAUAUCGUUAAAAAAGGUGCUUUAUUUCAGUAAUUCAGUUCAAAAUGUGAAACUUAUAUAUUAUAUAGAUGUAUUAAAAACAGAUUGAUCUAUUUUUAGUGUUUAUUUCUUUUAUUGUUGAUGAUUAUUAAGGCUUACAGAAGAUGAAAACCCAAAAAUCAUUGUCUCAGAAAUUUUGAAUGAAGACCGAUUGGUACUGCUAGAAAAUGAAAUCCAAAUCUGUAUAAAAGCUCUCAGCAGAGGCAAGUGUGGCAAGAAAGGAAAAAAAAACAUCUAAUUCACGUUUCUUUACAAACAAACACUAUUGUAACUUUUUUUUGUAUGGGAAAAUACACUUUAAAAGUUGGUGCAACAUUUCCACAAAUGUUUUCCUUCUGAUUUAAUUUAUCAAUCAGGCUUUUCUUAACCUUCUAUGGCAUGAAUUGUAUGUUUUUGGAGGAAAAUAAUUAAAAAUUAUUUUUAGCAUUAUUCCCCCUACAAAGGAUUACUCCACCUUCAAAGUAAGACCCCGAAUUUUAUUAGAUUUAUUAGGAAAAAACGAACAUUAUAAAAAUUAAAGUAAUGGUAAAACAAAACCAAAAGAAUGGUUUGCUGUCUGAGGGCAACUCCAUGCCAUAGAUGUUUAAGGCUUUUUACUCAUUCAAAUGGAUAAAAAUACUAAUUAAAUAUGUGGCUUUUUUUUUGCUGCAAUCAUGAGACGUGUGUAUUUCAAUUCUAAUAAUAAAAAUAAUAUUGUCUAUUCUGUAAAUAUCAUGAUACAAUAUAUAUAUAUAUAUAUAUAUAUAUAUAUAUAUAUAUAUAUAUAUAUAUAUAUUACAAUAUUGCCCAGCCCUUUAUUAGGACCAGAGCAAACCAACUAUACUGUUGUAGGUCUUUUAAAAUGCCCUCAGUAAAAGGGUGGUUUUAUACAUUUGGUCUAAGUGUGAUUACUGCGUUCACACCUGCCCAAACAGAUGCCGUUCUGUUAGAUAUGUGAAAAAACACAAUUUAGUGGGGAAGUGACGACAAAAUGCAGAACUAUGGAACCAUGUGAGAAGAAUCGCUCUUGGUUAACAGCAGCUGAACUAACAUGAGAUAAGACCAGAGAACAAAACACUGGUGAAUCAUUCCUUUAGUCUCCAAACUGCCUCCAGACCAGCAGGAAAACUGUGUUUACACUGAAAAUAAGCUUAAAAUCAUCAUCUCCUACUACUAAACUGUAGAUCCACAGCCCUCUACCAUCUGUGGAUGCUGAUAUUCAAUCAGAUUAAUCAGAAUCAGCCCACCUUUAAAUUUAGGGCGUUUUCACACCUGUAUUUGUGAAAGUUUCUAUGAUCCGGAUCAGUUGAUGAGUUUAAUUGUGUUUAUUUGGAUCGUUUUCUCCCUCUGUUUGGUUUGGUUUGGUUUCACACAGGCAUAAAAAAAACUAAAAGCACCAAAAUACUCACCAAUAAACCACGCAAGCACAUCUCAUGUCUCCUCUGAUUGGUCAGAGCUGUCUGGUGCGAGAGCAAGAAAGUAAAUAUAACAAGAAGAUUCUGUGUUCCAGUGCGUAUAAUUUUAUGUCUGUGCAGUGUGAAGCUGCUUUAAAGCCCCACAAGGUAGGAUUUCCUUGAUUUUUUUGAUCUUUUUAAAGAAGUAAAAUUACAGCUUGAAACUCACUGCAGCGCUGCAUUGAGGUGUAAUAGGAGGAAUAGCGGUGCUCUCGUGUCUGUGCUGAAGCUCCUCUGAGCUCAAACCAGACUCUGUAAGUUUUCAGAGGCGGCCGCAACCAACACUCGCCAGAACUGCGACCUGCUUUCCGACCUUUAGUUCCAACAGUUCUACAAGGACUACUGGUUCAUUCUUUACAAUCUAAAAUACAGACACUCUGGCAGAAGCUGGAAAGAGACCGAAUAUGUCUGUGAAAGCCAGAAAACGACAAAGAGAAACUAAAAUCCGCCUGAAACAUAUAUUACACUCUGCAACUGUAGGGGGAGCCCACGAGCACAAAAUCUCAAUCCUACCUAGUGGAGCUUUAACACAGCCUUUAAACACAGUGUUUUAAAUGGGAGUCUCGCAGCUGUGAGCAGUGAACGCAGCACAUACCACAUUUUUAGUGUGUAAACAGCAUGGAGCAGCAGCAGAGACAGCUGUAGUAAUUAGCAUUGCUAUCUGGCUAAUAUAUCAAAAUAAACUGCUCAUUAUCAGCAGUUCAGCUCAAAUAAAAGGAGUAUAUUUAAUAGCUGGGUCAGAUCGAGAUCAGAAUCAUGUUCUUACCACAAGCAAACAGCUUCAGAGACAAUUUAAACCAGAUUAAAUAGUGCUGGUGUGAAAACGCCCUAAAGCAACCCUGUCCAAUAAACCACUGCCUGAUGUUAAAUAUACACAGCAUGUUGGACUAAAACGAAUCUAUGUGCCUGGUAGCAAAAACUGCCUAAAUGCUUGGCUAUUUUAUGUGUAAUAAAAUAAUAGAAGAGGGCGGGAUAGACAGAAUAUUGAGGGGAAAAAAAACACAGAAAAAAAAACAAAGAAAACUCUGCUUUUUCAAUGGAAGAAUUAUAUUAACGUGUUUUUUAAUGGUUUAUUAUGUUUCAAUAUAUAUGUAUAUAAUUUAACAUAAUUUCAAAAGAAUCCUGCACAAACAAUAUUAUAUACACUACUGGUCAAAAGUUUUAGAACAUUUUUUUUUUUUUUUAUCUUUAUUUUUGCCAUUUAAUCUCUUCAGGUCCAGUCAGUAACCGGGAAUGGGACAAAAUCCAAAAAAAAAAACAGUGAAGUUUAGUAAUAAAUAAUAAAAAUAAAUUAAAUUAUCGAUAAAAUGAGGGAAAAAACAGCAACAUUUGACUGGUAGUGUAUGUAAAGAAAAUUAAUUCUGUACAGAUUGAAUCAGACCUAGAGUACAUUUGACAGUAAUGUUGGAAACACUGUUCCUGGGUUAAAAUGUGCUAAAAUGCUGAUAAACAGAUUUUGUAAAGGAAGAGAAGAGAGAGCAUGUCUGGUGGUUAUGUGAUAGUGUGAAUAGAUAGAGUAGAGAAAUGGCAAUAUAAGCUAAAUACAUUUUUCAUAUUAAAUAAAAAAUAAAAAAGCGUUAAAUAUGAUCUUUGAAAGCCCUGUUUGGAUUGAUUUAAAGGUAGUUGGCCACAAAUUUAUUAUCAAAUUAUAGACAAGCAAAAAAAAAAAUAUCUUAAAUUUCAGUUAAAUAUAUAAUGCACUGCAUGAGAGGCGUUCAGAUCUGGACCUUGAAUCCAGUUUCUAGUGCUGGAUAGUAUUGUGACACCUACAGGAACUUUUAGGUUGUCCCAUUCUAAACCAAUCAGCAUUAAUAGGGAUUUUUAAUAUCGAAACUAAAUUUGAAUUUAAUGGUUAACAGGUGUGUCCCAAUACUUAUGUCCAUAUAUUACAUUUCAUAUUACACAUAUUUCACAUAUACAUUGUUCAAUGAUAAAGUUAUAGUUAAAAUUAUACGUGUAUAAUUAAUAAUUAUAUAUAAUUAUGUUACGUUUAUAAGCUGAAAGUGUGAAAGUAGGUGAAAGUACCAUAAAACUAGAACUGCAUGAAUAAUUUGACUAAAAAUGGUAAAAACAAUAAUUGAAAAAUGAGUGAAAAGACUAUAUUAUUUGUACCAAACAAUGACUAAUGUGUUUUCAUUCAUCAGCUUGUUUGGUCUAUCUGCUGGGAUGUUAGAAUAAUGUGUUCAAAAAAUGUUUUUAAUCAUAGUUUUGUAGCUGCUUUUUCUUUGCAAAGUAAGUAAGUAACAAAUACAUGUAAUUAAUUAAUAAACCAAGUAGCACAAUUUAUGAAAACCAACUAAAAACUGUGUUGGGUAUUCGGUAUUCAGCCAAAAUUCAGGUUUAUUUCGUUCAGUUUUAUGAUAUGACAUGGCUUCUUCCUGGGCAAGAAUGGAGAAAUGCGUCUGUAAUUUUCUCAGGGGAGGAGCAGAAAUUAUAUAAGUUUAUAAGCUGAAAACAGGUGAAACUAUCAUAAAAUUAGAUAUGCAUUAAUAAUUGCCAGCCAAAAUAAUUAGGUAAAAAUGGCAAAUGAUAAUUAAAAAAUAAGUGAAAAGACUAUAUUAUUUGUACCAAACAUUGAUUAAUGUGUUUUCAUUCAUGAGCUUGUUUGGUGUAUCUGCUGGGAUGUUAAAAUAUUAUAUUAAAAAAAAAAUUUAAUCGUAGUUUUGUAGCUGUUUUUUCUUUGCUAAGCAAUUCAAAAAUACAUUUAAUUAAUGUAUUUAUUUACUGCAUUUGUGAACCAAGUGGCACAAUUUAUGAAAACCAACAAAAAAACUGUGUUGGUAUUCAGUAUUCGGCCAAAAUUCAGGUUUAUUUUGUUCAGUUUUAUGAUAUGACAUGGCUUCUUCCUGGGCAAGAAUGCAGAAUUAGGCCUGUAAUUUUCUCAGGGGAGGAGCAGAAAUUAUUAAGUUACGUUUAUAAGCUGAAAACAGAUGAAAAUACAAUAAAACUAGAUGCAUGACAACAAUGCCAAACAAUACUUGAAAAAUGAGUGAAAAGACUAUAUUAUUUGUACCAAACAAUGCCUAAUAUGUUUCCAUACAUGAGCUUGUUGGGUAUAUCUGCUGGGAUGUUAAAUAUUAUGUGUUUAAAUUAUUUUAUUUAAUCAUAGUUUUGUAGCUGUUUUUUUUUUCUUUGCAAAGCAAGUUAAAAAUAAUAAUAAUAUUUUAAUACAAUUUAAUUAAUACAAAGUGGCAAUUUAUGAAAACCUGCUGAAACUGUGUUGGAUAUUCAGUAUUCAGACAAAAUUAGUUUUUUUUUAUUUAUUUUUUUUUUAUUUCAUGAUGUGACUUCUUCCUAUAUAAUGAUAGAGAAUGGGGCCUGUAAUUUUCUCAGGGGAGGAGCUUUUAGAAAAAGCAGAGAUCUGACCAAAAGUGACCCCAGAACCCUGAGUACAUCCAGUCCCAUCCAAACAGGGCUUUAGAUCUGGUCUUUCUAAGGAGGAACUGAGAGCGACAGCUCUUUUUUUUUGCAGAACUGUGUUUAAAACCAUAAUCAGGGAUUUCUCAACAACGAAAACUGGAAGUGUUUCUAGAACAUUUAGAGGGUUGAGGGUAGAGAUAUGAGGGUAAAGUUGAAGAUUAUAAAUAGAAAAUGUUCAUAAAUAUAAUAUUAUUAGGAAAUAAGAAAGUUAACAGAUUUAUACAUCAAAUUAUUAUGAUAUAAUUUCAGUUUUAUUGAUAUACAAAUCUGGUAUAAUCAAUAAUAUUAGAUAUUAGAGCCAAGCCCUUUUUAUUAAACGUAUAAAACUAUCUGUGAUCAUUAUUUUUAUUUUCUUACCUGCAACAGCAUUUCGCAUUUUAAUCUGAUAUUCUGUGCCAUAAUGUUUGUAAAACAUAUAUAACAUUGUUAUAUUUGUGUUAUAUAUUUGAUAUGUAACAGUACCAACACUCACACGUUCCUUACAGUGUCUACAGUGACUUUAAUAGUGAUGAGUUUGAAUAUCAAAAACUACACACACACACAUAUAGUGAAACACACACACACACACACACACACACAGCUUUACACUGCGAGAGACGCGAGACGUUCGUGUACAUUUCUAUUGCAGAUAUAUUGAGUAAUUUAUUUUGUACAAACUCUUCUUAAAUAAGUGUCAUGCAUGAACUAGGCUCUGUGUUGGUGUCGUUUAUUUCUCAGAUGUGAGUUGGACCUGUGAGUUAAGUGAUCUUGCUGCUGUGAGGGGGAGGAUGGCACGUGUUAUCUUGUCUGUACAUCUGUAAAUACUUUUCAUAUAUCAUAUAUAAAGUUCCUGGGGGGAAAAAUAAGUGGAAAUAAAUCAAAUGUUUAUGAAUGAAA
Molecule: messenger RNA, 9045 nt
Organism: Astyanax mexicanus (Mexican tetra)
Lineage: Eukaryota; Metazoa; Chordata; Actinopteri; Characiformes; Acestrorhamphidae
Gene: glra3
Product: glycine receptor, alpha 3
Exons: 10
Coding region: 291-1772 (493 amino acids)
Biological process (GO): regulation of membrane potential; chemical synaptic transmission; chloride transmembrane transport
Cellular component (GO): plasma membrane; synapse; neuron projection
Molecular function (GO): transmembrane signaling receptor activity; glycine binding; chloride channel activity
Source: RefSeq, a predicted model, not a curated record